Messenger RNA from Sparassis crispa, 1401 nucleotides. Its product is annotated as MFS general substrate transporter. Gene Ontology annotation, cellular component: membrane. NCBI's taxonomy places the organism in Eukaryota, Fungi, Basidiomycota, Agaricomycetes, Polyporales, Sparassidaceae. The transcript has 13 exons. Bases 1 to 1401 code for a protein of 466 amino acids. Gene Ontology annotation, molecular function: transmembrane transporter activity. The record is from RefSeq and is a predicted model, not a curated record. Gene Ontology annotation, biological process: transmembrane transport.
AUGGACGUUAACGCGCGCACAAUCUCUGUGCGCUCCCGGUCACCUUACCCGUCUGCUCCGAAACUCUCGAAACCCAUGCCGAAUGAAGACUCAAUGUCUGUGGAGAUGGCGGAGAUCGGUGAAGUCAAAUCAGCAAAAGAGGAGGAUGCAGAGGGCAGCAAUACAGGCUCUAUCGAACCCACUUUGCCUCCAGGACGCAUAAAUCAUUAUAAGGCGAACAUCCAGUUCGCAGCCAUGUGUUUGUGUCUGUUUCUCGCUGGUUGGAACGAUGGCACUACUGGUCCGCUACUCCCGCGCAUACAGAAAGUGUAUAAUGUCGGAUUCGCUCUGGUAUCAUUGAUUUUUGUGUUCAACUGCGUGGGAUUCGUAGUUGCGGCGGCUGCAAAUGUCGCACUCACUGAUAAAUUUGGUUUUGGAAUUGUGAUGGUGAUAGGAUCGGUUGCCCAAGUGAUAGGAUAUGCGCUCGAAGCCCCAGCACCACCCUUCCCGGUCUUCGUCAUGGGUUACGCCGUCAACGGGUUCGGCUUAGCCCUGCAGGAUGCAGGCGCAAACGGCUAUGUUGCCAGCCUUGCCCACAACUCAGCAACACGGAUGGGCAUAUUGCACGCCGUGUACGGCGUAGGUGCGCUGUCGUCACCCCUUGUGUCGACACAAUUCUCGCAGCUUCCUCGGUGGUCCCUUCAUUACCUAGUGUCGCUCGGCAUAGCUCUUGCGAAUACCGUCUUUUUGAUCGCCGUUAUCCGAUUCAGAACACAAGACGAGUGCCUAGCAGACAUAGGACAGGCCCCUGCCGACCACUCAGCACUGUCAAACAGCGAAGACAGCAAGUACAAGCAAAUUUUCCGUUUGCGGCCACUGCACCUUCUGGCAUUCUUCAUCCUAGUCUACGUCGGUGUUGAAGUAACCAUAGGAGGCUGGAUCGUUACUUUCAUUAUCAAUGUACGUGAAGGCGGUCCGUCUUCUGGCUACAUUUCCUCCGGAUUCUUUGGCGGACUUACCCUGGGUCGGGUGGCCCUACUCUGGCUGAACAAACUGAUUGGUGAACGCCGCGUAAUAUUCCUCUACAUGCUUCUGGCUAUCGCUCUCGAACUCGUCGUAUGGCUCGUGCCCUCCCUGAUCGGGGGCGCCGUUGCAGUGUCUUUUGUAGGCAUGUUCCUCGGGCCCAUCUACCCGAUCGUCAUGAACCAUUCCGGGCGCAUACUUCCGCCGUGGCUUCUCACUGGGUGUAUCGGAUGGAUUGCUGGCUUCGGACAGGCAGGCUCCGCUUUUUUCCCACUCCUGGCUGGGCUGCUGGCGUCACGCGAAGGUAUCAAGAGUCUGCAGCCGUUGCUUGUGUCCAUGAUGUGCUUCAUGUUCUGUUUGUGGGCGCUCGUGCCUAGCACCCCGCGCCGGUUUGAGUAG